Molecule: messenger RNA, 1686 nt
Organism: Pseudogymnoascus verrucosus
Lineage: Eukaryota; Fungi; Ascomycota; Leotiomycetes; Thelebolales; Thelebolaceae
Exons: 4
Coding region: 35-1636 (533 amino acids)
Biological process (GO): endosome to lysosome transport; protein transport; protein modification process
Cellular component (GO): ESCRT I complex
Molecular function (GO): ubiquitin binding
Source: RefSeq, a predicted model, not a curated record
GUGAUUGUUGUGCCUUGGGACCGCUUCACGAAUCAUGGCUGCGGUACAGCAACGCGUCUUAAACUGGCUAUACAGCGUGCUUACAAGUGAAUACCAAGAUGUCAACCGGACAUACCAUGACGUGGCCCAGGCCCUUUCACAUUACUCCAGUUUAAGUCCAAAGACAGAAGUUUAUACUUAUGAAAACGGCGUAUCCGAGCUCCUGCUUCAACUAUCAGGCACUUUACCCGUCGCAUUUCGAGGGACCACCUAUCGAUUCCCAGUUACAGUAUGGAUACCCCACCAAUACCCACGGGCUGAGCCUGUGGUGUAUGUUUCGCCCGCAGAAGGGAUGAUGGUGAGAGCUGGCCAACACGUUGAUCCUCAAGGGCGCGUUUACCAUCCAUAUCUGGCUGGAUGGGCAGAAUUUCAUGACAAAUCUAACAUACUCGACUUCCUCGCUAUAUUACGAGAUGUGUUUGCGAAAGAACCUCCUGUGGUCUCCCGGCAAUCACAGAGUACUCCUGUUGCUUCUCCACGACCGCAAUCGAUACCCCCACCAGUUCCACCUCUUCCACCGGACAUGACAAAAUCUCCAACCCCUCACCAAAACGCUGGUGGUGCUCCCCAGCCUCCACCACCUCCCCCAAAACAGCAUGAACCUAUCGCACAGCGACCUCAAACCCAGCCUCAACCACCACAAACAGGCAACUCAGGGCCGCCAUUGCCCCCUCUCCCUCCAUCUUCCAAUGCACGGGCAGCUCAGCCACCCACCCUUCACCAUGAGCCGUACGCCUCCAAUGCACCUCAACGCCAAAGUAACCUCCGUUAUGAGUCUGCUCCUCCACUGCCUCCGCAACCUCAAUCUCAUACAGGACAGCACUACCAGAGCCCACCCCCCGACCCCCGACAAGCACCUCCCCUCCAUGGCGCACCAUACGGAACACCCCCAACACAAUCUCACUAUCAACAACCUCCAAACCAACCCCAGCCACCACCACAAUACCCACAACAACCUCCCACCCCCCAACCGCAGCCCAAACCCAAGGCCCCCAUCCCCGACCUCCUCGACGACACCACCCCCCUCCCCGAACCCGCCGCCCCUGCCCCAGCGCCCCCCAUCCCACCCAACCCCCAAAAAGACGCCCUCCUCCACACCCUCGCCGUCGCGCUCCACACCGCGCGCCAAAAAACCGCCUCCCGAAACAUCGACACGCAGCACUCCCUAUCCGCGCAACACACUGCUAUGCUCACCGCUUUACACGCCCUGCAGUCUGAGACGGCGCAACUUGAGGCCCUCGAAGGGGCGUUGUCGUCUAAUACAGCGUCGCUGAAUAGCUCCUUAGCGUCCGCCGACGCGCUGAUCAAGCGCGCGCCGCAGAUGACGCCGCCGAGUAUUGAUGAUUUGCUCGUGGCGCCGACGGCGGUGGCGAACCAGUUGUAUGAUGCUGUGGCGGAGGAGCGGGCGCUAGGUGAUACAAUUUUCGUGCUUGGACGGGCGGUAGAAAAGGGGCGCGUGGCGCCGCAGACGUUUGUUAAGGUUACGAGGGGGCUGGCGAGGGAGUGGUGGUUGAAGAAGGUGUUGGUGCGGAAGUGUGCGAGGGGAUUGGGAUUGGAUGAUGGGAGUGGAUGGGGACGGGAAGCAGGUAGGGCUUAGAGAGCGGAUAGUUACGUAGGAAUGUCAUUGUUGUUAUGGUUUAAGCCUUC